This is a messenger RNA of Dermatophagoides pteronyssinus (European house dust mite), 896 nucleotides long. RefSeq lists its product as uncharacterized. NCBI's taxonomy places the organism in Eukaryota, Metazoa, Arthropoda, Arachnida, Sarcoptiformes, Pyroglyphidae. The record is from RefSeq and is a predicted model, not a curated record.
AAUAAUUUUUUUUUCGAACACAAACCAAUCAAAUGGAAAGAAUUGAUUGGAAUCGAAAUGAAAAUCAGUCCAGCCGACGAUCCUUGCCAUCAGAUUUUAAUAUUGGUAAUUUUUUACGAAAUGAAAAAUUAUUAGCUGCAGCUAAAAAAUAUGAUCGAUCACUAUCAUCAACGAAUGAAAGUACAACUUCACCCUCAUUAACAUCAUCGAAUCAAAUAAGUUUGGUAGAUUUAUUCGUCAAGUUUGAUUAUUGGACAUUGGAUCUUGAAUAUAUGAUCUGUUGUUUAGUUUCAAUUUUCUGGUCUUUUUGGGGCAUUUUACUGAUUUUUGGUUACAUACGAGCCGAUUGCUUUCAACAACAUCAACUCGUCUUUGCAUUAUCAUCCGUAUGGUAUUUUAUUAAUAUUAUUGGACAAAUUUUAACAAUUACGGCAUUGACUUAUGCUCGAAACACGGAAAAAUGGUUAACAAAAUUAUACAUUCUUGAUUCAACUAUUGGCACAAAAAUUUUCAUAACUAUCAUUCAUUUUUUAUGGAUGAUGACUGCAUUGAUGAUUCAACCUUGUGGCCAAAUUUGUUCAAAUAAUUAUUUCAAUGAUUGUGACAAAAGUGAAAAUGAAUUUUUUGGACAUCGUUUUACUAAAUGGAUACAAUUCUAUGGUAUUCAAAUGAUUGCAAUCACACACGCAUGGUGUUCAUUAGGCGAACUAACUACAGCAAUGUUAUUAGCGAUCAAACGUAAUGAUUUAAAAAUCUAUUCAUUAUGGCGUAUGAAUCGUCUUGAUGAUUAUAUCAAAGAAGUUCAAACUAUUAUGUGAUAAUCAUAGAAAUUGUAUUUUUGAAUUUUUGUUAAACUAAUGCCCGAAUGAGAGAGUAUAGUCAAGAUAAAAUUUUGA